AAUUCACCCCGAGCUCUGAUUGGCCAAUUCCCGUAGGUUUCCCUCAGAACUGCAAGACGCCGAUAUUGCGUUACAUUGUAGCAAAAUGGCGGCUGUCAUUCAGAAUCCACUAAAAGCGUUGGGCGACCAGUUCUAUAAGGACGCCAUUGAGCAGUGCCGCAGCUACAAUGCCCGCCUGUGUGCUGAACGCAGCGUCCGCCUGCCAUUCCUGGACUCUCAGACCGGCGUGGCCCAGAACAACUGCUACAUCUGGAUGGAACGCCACCACCGCAGCCCUGGGGUUGCAGCAGGGCAGAUGUACACGUACCCCGCCCGCUGCUGGAGGAAGAAGAGACGGCUGCACAACACCUCAGAUCCACGUCUGGGCAUCUACGGCCUCCAGCUCGACGGUGGCCUCAUGUCCAAGGACACUCUGCCGACCCAGAGCACGACUCUGGAGGCUCUGCUGCGAGGAGAAGGACUAGACAAGAGGAACAACUCCAAGAAUGACGAGGAAAGUCUGCUGGAGAUUCAGAGGGUUCUGGAGGCUGAUGCAGCCGAGGACGCUUUCAAUGAUGACGAUGAUUAUGAAGUGGACACUCCCAAGAGAAGACAUCGGGGCAAAGGAAGAGGUCGGGGUUCAGGCCGCAGGAGGACAGAUCUGGAUGAUGACAAGCCAUACGUCUGUGACAACAGAUACAAACAAAAGCAGAACUCAAAAUCUUCGACCUCAGUCUGUGCAAAGCGCUACAGGAACCGCACAGGACUAAGUUACCACUACACCCAUUCCCACCUGGCAGAGGAGGGCCGAGCCGGAGAGAGGAGCACGGUGGCAUCCCGAUCCCCCUCUGCACCACAGACGGACAGACACAAACGUCCUAAAGGUCCAGGUGGGACCAGCAUUCCCAACAACUACUGUAAUAAAUGCCAGGGCUCAAACAAGAAAACGGGUAAAUCUGGGUCUCCCUGCUCAGCCUGCCAAUGCACAAGUGAGUUCGUUUCACCUCCAGUGCACAACAGAACUGACUGCGGAGAAGAGAAGGAAGACGGGACUUUUACUGGAGCCGAGGAGCUCUUCGGCACCACUUCGGAGAGCGACACUUCCACCUUUCACGGCUUUGAGGACGACGAGCUGGAAGAGCCGGCCACAAACAGCAACGGGAUCUCCGGCCGUCACAGAUAGAGCGGAACUAUUCAAUUUGAAGAGACGAUGUUUUUAUAUGGAUUAACCUCUGGCAAAAUCUGCUGCUUCUUUUUCAAUGUUUUUUUGUUUGCAGAAAGCACAAAGUGAUCAUUUCAGGACAGAGAUGCAAGUGGUAUUUAUCUACUGAACAUUGUUGAAUAAUUUAUGAACACCUUUUUUAUAUAUAAAUAUAUAUAUAUAUUAACUUUUAAGGCAACGAACGACUGUCAGUGUUUCCUGACAAGUGACUCCGAGCAAAACAGAAGAUGUUUUUGGAGUGUUUUUUUUUUCCUCACUGGAGCAGAAGGAGCUUAAAGGUUAUGAACAAAAAACACUGGAGAAAUUGGAAAAUUAAACAACUGAAAAAUGUAAAGGCAUGAAUGAUAAGUUUGGAUAGAUGACUGAAUGUCAUUGCAGAACUACUGGAUGUUUUUGAAUCGGUAGUUGGUGGAACUAUGAAGGCCUCUUUUUCUGCUCUAACUUACACAUGUAUGAACAUGAAGGAACCAAUGAAAGGACUGCCACCGGCCACUGGAAAUGUUUGGAUGAAGAAGCCUUUAUAGUCUUUACAGAUAGGGGAGAAAACAAAUGAAAGGAGCACACUGGCAUGUGGCCCAGGGCUGGGGGUGACCAGUGAAGAAGAGGAUUUAACCCUCAAACUAAUGAGCCUUCAUGUCCCUCCUGAUUUGGGCCUAAAAUAACUGACUGAAAUGGAUGCACAGACAUCCAUCACUUCUACAGGCCAUGUGGCUUAAUUGAAGCAACUGCUCCCUUGACAAUAUGUAUCGACCCCUUGUGAACAUUUUGAAAUGUGAGUAUCCAGCUUCGUUUCAUCCUUUCUGCACUGUGCUGGAGCUCCUCUCUGAACUAUGGGAACACUAAAGGCCAGGCCUUUGGACUGUUUGUGCCCAACGGGUGCAUUUGGGGCCCCACGGCCCAGCCUGCCCACUCCUGCUCUGUGACUGUGUCUGCUGUGUGAUCUGAUGUGACACUAAGACGUCAUUAUCCUCAUCACUGUGCCAGCCUGCCGCUCUGCACUGGAAACCAGCUCUGACAGCCAUGACCCUCCAACCUGAUUGGACCAGUGACCCCCUGACCUGCAGCCAUAGAGAUGGUGCUCACAUCCACCACUAUUACAUGCAGACCUCCGGACUACUGUAAUAAUACUCUGACAUGGACACAAAGGUUUUCUGCUUCUGUCCCUCUGUCUGUUUUUGCUCCCUGUUUCCUCAGCCUCUCUGAUCUCAAAUGGAUCGCAGUGAUUUAGCUCACUUUUUCUCGCAUCUUUUCUCUGUUGUAUAAUAUUUCUAUGUUUUGAACUCUUUAAACUUUGAUUAGUACGACUUCUUGGCUUUGUUCAGACUGUAUUAAUACCUCUGUCCUGAUCAGGUGCACAAUAGCCACAACUACUCAGGCAUCUUUCAUUUCCUCUGCUGUUGAUUGUUCAGCCACUCAGCCCAGAUUCAUGUGAUUGUAUUCAGUUGGCGAGGAGGGACAAUGACACCCACACAAGGAUCCCAUUAUAAUCAACUCCCAGGAGGGAUUUGGGAUACUGCAGUCUCAUGCUAUAGGAAAACAUUGCAAUAACAAGCUUCAGCUUCAUCUGUUCUCCGCUGGUUUUUGCUGGUGUCACGCUUGCAGUGAAAAACCUCUCCGCUUUCUGUUUCAAAAUCUGCAGUUUGAGCGGGUUUUGGCAACAGCGAGAUUCAUCUCAGAUGCAUUUGGAAACAAUACUGUUGCUCGACAGACGUGACUCUGCUCCGAUUCACAUACUUAAUGAGGAGUGAAAACUGUAAAUCCAAGUUUCUGUGACAUUUCCGUUGAGUGCUUUAGAGGGCCUAAUUGCUUUAUGACAUUUAGCAGGUGCUUGAAGUACUGUAUCAAAAAGCCUUUUAGGUCUAUAGGUUGCACAUACUGUGUAAGAGGUCUGUGUCCUUCCAUGUGAUUAUUCAGUAUCGCUGCAAUGUAAGCCGCUCCGUUUUUGAAGCUAACCAUUAAUCCUAUGUGUCUGUUAACUUGCAUAAAGUGCUUGUGCAUUGGAACCAUCUUUCUUCACUUCCCUCAGGGACCCUCCACACAGCAGUUUAUCUCCACUGGACAAAGAAUGCAUCCGAGACAUGUCAGUUAUCCUCUCUUGUAUCAGUUAUGUGGUGUUUCCAUGGUAAAACGCGUCUGUAAUCUUCCAAAGUCAUGCCAGUAAGUGAAAGCAUGUGUCAUGAGUCCUAACCUGCUACAUGUUAUCUACCGUAUGAACAGGCCUAGUGUGGUGCAGUUCUGAACAAAAGGAGAAGCUCCUAAAUGCAAAAGUUAGCGAUGUCUGCUUCAAAUAACGUGUCACCAAUCGUUGAAUAGCCUGUAUACCUCGUCAAAGACACAGCAAUAGGCCCUGGUACUCUCUUGUGAAGCCUGCCGGGGGUGGAGAGGGAGGAUCAGGGUAGGAACAGAGCCAAGAGGAGAUGAAAUGGACGUGACCGGGUGUUUUUUUUGUUUGUUUUUUUUCUUUCAUCUUCAGCUGUAAAUACAAGUCAAAUGGAGAGAAUGAAGAAGUCUUUGUUUGUUAAACUAUUUUUAUUGUUCUGAAAAAAAAUAAAGGAAAAAUAAAGAAGGAA
Molecule: messenger RNA, 3771 nt
Organism: Acanthochromis polyacanthus (spiny chromis)
Lineage: Eukaryota; Metazoa; Chordata; Actinopteri; Pomacentridae
Product: zinc finger protein DPF3-like
Exons: 11
Coding region: 86-1162 (358 amino acids)
Cellular component (GO): nucleus
Source: RefSeq, a predicted model, not a curated record